Messenger RNA from Anopheles marshallii, 1623 nucleotides. It is a transcript of the gene atl, whose product is annotated as atlastin. NCBI's taxonomy places the organism in Eukaryota, Metazoa, Arthropoda, Insecta, Diptera, Culicidae. Bases 1 to 1623 code for a protein of 540 amino acids. The transcript is spliced from 7 exons. The record is from RefSeq and is a predicted model, not a curated record. Gene Ontology annotation, molecular function: GTP binding; GTPase activity. Gene Ontology annotation, biological process: endoplasmic reticulum organization; protein homooligomerization.
AUGGAAGCAAGGCCGGUACAGGUAGUGGAGACAAGCGAAGAUCACAGCUUUGUCCUGAAUGAGGAAGCGCUGUCGGAGAUACUGCUGCAGGACAGCAUAAAAGAUCGCGCGAUCGUAGUGGUGUCUGUGGCUGGAGCGUUCCGGAAGGGCAAAAGCUUCCUGCUGGACUUUUUCCUCCGCUAUAUGUACGCCAAGUAUGUGCAUCACCAGAGCGUACUCGAGUGGUUGGGUGACGAAACGGAACCGCUGUCCGGAUUUUCGUGGCGUGGUGGUAGCGAACGUGACACAACAGGCAUCCUAAUGUGGUCCGAUAUAUUCCUGCACAAUAGAGCCAAUGGCGAGAAGCUGGCAAUAAUACUGAUGGACACACAAGGCGCCUUUGACAGCCAGAGUACCGUCCGGGACUGUGCAACCGUGUUCGCGCUUAGCACCAUGCUGUCCUCCGUGCAGAUUUACAACCUGUCACAGAACAUUCAAGAGGAUGAUCUGCAACACUUACAGCUCUUCACAGAAUACGGUCGACUAGCGUUGGCCGAUUCCGGCAAGAAGCCGUUCCAGCGACUACAAUUCCUAGUGCGCGACUGGAGCUUCCCGUACGAGGCCGAAUAUGGUGCGCUGGGUGGGCAGCUUAUUCUACAGCGAAGGCUCGAGGUAUCGGACAAGCAGCAUCCGGAGCUGCAAUCGUUGAGGCGCCACAUUACAUCCUGCUUUUCGGAAAUUGCCUGCUUUCUCAUGCCCCAUCCCGGUCUAACGGUGGCCACAAAUCCCAGCUUCGACGGGCGCCUAUCGGAUAUAACGCCCGAGUUCAAACAGAGUUUGCGCGAACUGGUACCGAUGCUGUUGGCGCCGGAAAAUUUGAUCGUGAAAGAAAUCAACGGCCAGCGGGUGAAGGCACGCGACCUGGUGCAAUACUUCAAAUCCUACAUGGCUAUCUACAAGGGUAACGAACUGCCGGAACCGAAGAGCAUGCUGGUGGCAACGGCUGAAGCAAACAAUUUGACGGCGGUAGCGGCCGCGAAGGAAAUUUACGCACAGCUCAUGGAAGACGUGUGCGGUGGCACUAAGCCGUACCUCAGCACGGCCCACCUUGACUCGGAACACAACCGCAUCAAGGAGAAGGCACUACAUCAGUUUUCUUCGAAACGAAAAAUGGGCGGUGAAGAGUUUUCGGAAAAGUACCGCGAAAAACUGGAGCAAGAUCUGGAUGAAACGUUCGUCACGUUCCGGGCGCAUAAUGAAAGCAAGAACAUCUUCAAAGCUGCCCGAACACCUGCCGUGUACUUCGUUAUCGCGAUAGUUAUGUACAUCAUGAGUGGCAUCUUCGGACUUGUAGGACUGUACACGUUUGCCAACUUUGCCAAUCUGAUAAUGGGCAUUGCGCUGAUCACACUAGGGACCUGGGCCUACAUCAGGUAUAGCGGCGAGCUGAGCGACUUUGGCGUCCGGUUAGAUGAGAUCGCGAACCUGCUGUGGGAAAAUAUGAUGAAACCGAUCUACCAGUCAUGCAUGGAGAAGGGCAUCCAGCACGUGGCGACGCACGCGACCGAGUACGCGAUCAGCGGCGGUACUACAGUCGGCAGUGCCGGCAGCCGUCAGCUGAACGGCAAGGUGAAACACUCUUGA